AUGUUCAACAAAGAGUGCAACUCACAACCAACACUAAAAGCUUUCGUGACCGUCCUGUGCGUUACAAUUGCAGUAAUCUACGCUUCCUGCUAUGUACCUGUUGUUGUUAAUGAUCCAUGUCGACUAGGAUAUCAGGUUCUUCAGCGAGCAGCUCGCUGCGGCCGGCAUCGAGUUCCUGCUCAAGGCUACCAAAAACAUAUGCCGCCAAAGAGGUUAAGAAAGGCCAGACGUUCAAGCACUGCUUAUUGCUCCUCUGCUAGCGAUCGUUGCCAUUUCUACUACAAGAGCACUAACAUGUCAAGAUAUCGAUAUCUUCACCUUGACAGCGAAGGUUUGCUCAAGAAACUCACCGACCGAAGGGAAAUUUUCAAAAAUGUGACCAACAUGAUCAAAUUAACCAUGUUCAAUCAGGAAACGUACAUUCGCGUCAGGUUUGCAUCUGGUAUACCAAAAAGAAAUCAUAACGUUCACGAGAUACACAAUCCAGAAAGCCGGCGAUUCAUAACGAUGUGCUCAUACGGGAAGCUGCAAAGGAAAAUUUUUCACGUACCGGAUGAUGACGCAGUUUGGGAGAUUUUCGAUCCUUGUCAUGGGAGGAGGCAGUAG
This is a messenger RNA of Cooperia oncophora, 606 nucleotides long. NCBI's taxonomy places the organism in Eukaryota, Metazoa, Nematoda, Chromadorea, Rhabditida, Trichostrongylidae. The record is from the annotation of a GenBank genome assembly.